Molecule: messenger RNA, 729 nt
Organism: Knipowitschia caucasica
Lineage: Eukaryota; Metazoa; Chordata; Actinopteri; Gobiiformes; Gobiidae
Source: the annotation of a GenBank genome assembly
AUGGCUCAUGGUUUCUAUCUGGUUUACGGGUUGAGUUUGUGUCUCAGCUUGCUCUGUGCUCUGUUUGUGGUCAGCUGGAGUCUGCACUGGAGAGGUGGCUUUGCCUGGGAUGGAUCACCACUUCAAUUCAACUGGCAUCCGGUGCUCAUGGUGUCUGGACUAGUGAUUAUCUACGGAAAUGGUGCUGUUGUGUAUCGCAUACCGUCCUCGUGGAAACAGAGGAAGCUGGUUUGUAAACUGGUGCAUGCUGGGAUGAUGCUGGUGGCUCUCCUGUUGUCAGGGCUGGGUCUGAGUGCGGUCUUUGACUUCCACACUAGCAUCAGCAUCCCACACCUGUACUCAGUGCACAGCUGGGUGGGCAUCAGCACCGUGCUCCUGUUCUCCUUUCAGUGGUUACUUGGCCUGGUUGGUUUCUUGUUACCUUGCUCCCCCCGAUGGUUCCGGCGCUCUCUGAAACCAACUCACAUUUGGAUUGGAAAAAUUGUGUUGGUAUUGACCCUGGUCGCCUGCAUCAGUGGAAUCAAUGAGAAACUUCUCCUGACUCUAGACGGGAUGAGUGCGGCCGCUUACAACACACUGCCAGUGGAAGCGGUGUUUGUUAAUUGUCUGGGGAUACUGAUUGUGGCUCUUGGAACAACAAUCCUUGGAAUCCUGUUUGUAAAGAAGUGGCAGCGACCAGAAGAUUGUCCAGAAAACACCCAACUUCUUGUCAGUGAAUCCUCUCCAUGA